Glarea lozoyensis ATCC 20868 is the source of this 1236-nucleotide messenger RNA. RefSeq names its product Multidrug resistance efflux transporter EmrE. The record is from RefSeq and is a predicted model, not a curated record. Gene Ontology annotation, biological process: transmembrane transport. Bases 1 to 1236 code for a protein of 411 amino acids. Gene Ontology annotation, molecular function: transmembrane transporter activity. The transcript has 2 exons. Gene Ontology annotation, cellular component: membrane. NCBI's taxonomy places the organism in Eukaryota, Fungi, Ascomycota, Leotiomycetes, Helotiales, Helotiaceae.
AUGGCGAAAUCUACAGGCGUGGAAACGCACGCGACACCGGUGGGGGAAUCGUAUAAAUCUGGCGAUGAGGGACUGCGUGUGAGUGAUGGGAGUCAUAGUAUGGAGAUGCGGAAUGAGAAUGAUGAUGUGGAUCCGGAGGUGGUGGCGGUGGGGAUUGAGGCGUUGGAGAGGAAGCAGAAACAUUGGUAUUCUUAUGUGUUGACGAGGGAUUUUUGGAUUGUGUUGGUUAUUGGGCAGGUUCUUGCUCUCUGUAUUACAGGAACAAACACCUUUUCCACCCUCCUCGUCAACAAAGGCACAUCCAUCCCAGCCUUCCAAACCCUUUUCAACUACGUCCUCCUCGCACUCGUCUACACAACAUACACAAUCUACGCCUACGGUCCAAAGAAAUACUUCAAACUCCUCUUGGUCGACGGCUGGAAAUACAUCAUUCUCUCCUUCCUCGACGUAGAAGGAAACUACUUCACCGUCCUCGCCUACCGCUACACCAAUCUCCUCUCCGCCCAACUCAUAAACUUCUGGUCCAUAAUCUGCGUCGUAAUAGUCUCCUUCACCUUCCUAAAAGUCCGCUACAAGCCCUUCCAAAUCAUCGGAAUCCUCGUCUGUUUCGGCGGCAUGGGUCUGCUCAUCGGCUCCGACUCCAUCACCGGCGGGACUGGCUCCUCCAUCUCCACACAAGUCAAAGGCGACCUAUUCUGCGUCGCCGGCGCAACCUUCUACGGAAUCUCAAACGUCUUCGAGGAAUGGUUCGUCUCCAAACGACCCGCCUACGAAGUCCUAGGCAUGCUCGGUCUCUUCGGCAUCAUCAUCAACGGCAUCACAGCCGCAAUCUUCGACCGCUCAUCCUUCCACGGCGCUGUCUGGGAUGGCGCCGUAGGCGGCUACCUCGUCGGCUACACGCUCAUUCUAUUUACAUUCUACUCCCUCGCACCCGUCAUGUUCCGCAUGUCCUCGGCGGCAUUCUUCGACAUCUCGCUCCUGACGGGCAAUUUUUGGGGCGUCAUCAUCGGGAUCAACGUUUUUGGAUACUCGAUUUACUAUCUUUACCCUAUUGCGUUCGUGUUGAUUAUUUUAGGAUUGGUGUGUUAUUUCUUGGCGGGCAGCGUGUUGGGGGAUAGUAGGAAACCGUGGUUGGGUGCGAAUCAGGAGGGUGGUGUUGCGGGGUUGGGGACGGCGAAGGCGAAGGCUGUUAGGGAGGCGAGGAGGGAGGGGGUGGUUGGUGGGGGGAGUGUUUGA